GUUCGUGUCGUUACAGCCAGUGAACCUCGCUUCAAACACAAACUUUUCGCUCAGUCGAUUUCCUCAGCCAGAGCAGUUGCGGCAAAAGGUGUUGUUUACCUGCGGAAGCCCACUGAAUUCACCAAAGGACAAAAAAAAAAGGAGACGUUUUCUCGUGGUUUAUAACUGCCCAUGCGCCGCAGAACUAUCUCAUGAUUACGAGGUGAAGAGUGAAGACUCCCGCAACAUGGACGGCUUUUAUGACCAACAGGUCCCUUUCGUGGUCCCAGAGAGUACAUAUCACCCAGAAGAAGCAGAGAAAUGUCUCAGCGACAGGAAAAGGAAGUUCGUGGACACGGAGCUGGCCCAGGACACAGAGGAGCUUUUUCAAGACCUGAGCCAGCUUCAAGAAAUCUGGAUUGCAGAAGCCCAGGUCCCCGAUGACGAGCAGUUUGUCCCAGAUUUCCAGUCCAAUAACUUGAUGUUUCAUGGACCGCCUGUCACCAAAGUGAAACGAGAGCCCAGUCCGUCCAAAGACCUGUCUCCCUGCAGAACGCCUCAAGCUGACAUGUGCCUUUAUAGUUACAGGGCCUGUGACAACAAGCCAGCUCUGACUCCAGCCUCCACACCUGCAGCGCAGUGUGGCUCCUCCCAUCCGACUGGACAUCCACCCUUGCAGAGGCAGCUACAGCCAUCAAGCCCCCAGCUGACCGGGAGCUGCCCUCCGAGCCACGUUCCUGCCCUGAGCCCCUCCCACCACCACAGCCUCCCACCUACCAACCGAAACCAGCAGUUUGCCCUGCCGCGUCCCCCCAUCAGCUGUCCCGGUGCAUCUUUCAGCAGGGAACAAAGGUUCCAGCGGCAGCUGUCCGAGCCCUGCCUGUCCUUCCUCCCUCCAGAGAAGACGACCAACGCACCAUACCUCCCCCCGAGCCGUGACGGGCGCCCACUGUACCAGCGCCACCUCUCAGAGCCCCUGGUUCCCCACGGCCCCCGAGGUUUCAAACAGGAGCUGGUGGACACACGAUACCCAGAGCCGGGGCCGCCCGGUCCAGGUCUGGCCCAGCCCCCGACCACCUUUAACCAUGUCACGAUUAAACAAGAGCCAAGAGACUUCGGCUUCGACUCAGAGGUUCAAACCUGCCAGUCGUCAUCAUUUGGGAAGUCUUCGGUCUUGUACCAGAAUAACAGUAUUGGGUUUGGUCACGACAGAGAGCCACGUUUCUACUAUGACGACACUUGCGUUGUGCCAGAAAGAUUGGAGGGUAAAGUGAAGCAGGAGGGUUUGCCGUACCAGCGCCGCGGCUCCCUGCAGCUCUGGCAGUUUCUGCUCACACUGCUCGACAACCCAGCUAACGGACACCUGAUUGUGUGGACGGGACGCAACAUGGAGUUUAAACUGAUCGAUCCUGAGGAGGUGGCUCGGCUCUGGGGCAUUCAGAAGAAUCGGCCGGCCAUGAACUACGACAAGCUGAGCCGCUCACUGAGGUACUACUACGAGAAGGGCAUCAUGCAGAAGGUAGCUGGGGAAAGGUACGUCUACAAGUUUGUAUGUAACUCAGAGGCGCUUUUCACCAUGGCUUUCCCGGACAACAAGAGGCCGAGCCUGAAGGCCGACCCGGACGCCAUCCCGCCUCCCAGCGAGGAGGACGGCCUCCCCCUCCCCAGCUACGAGGAGGAGGGUCCCUACCUGGCUGACGGAGGGGAGCAAUGCACCCAGGGACUGGCUUUCCCUGACAGCUAUCCGUACUAGACUCUAAAGCCUGGAAGCUGGAGGGAACGUGAGGUAUUUUAAAACAGGAGAAGCCCUGAAAUUACUGAGCAGUGUUUGAGAUUUUCAAAAUGCACACAUACAUUAUGUAUGUCACUGAAAAGAUGAACUUGUCAGACCAUUUUUUUUAUCGAAAGUAAAUGCCUAUUUUGCCGAAAGUUUUGUUUGCAAAUUGAGAGAUCAGAGAAUCUCCGGGGGCCGUUAAUUUGAACUCACCUCCGCGGCAAAAAUGAAAAUCUGUGUACAAAUCUGCAGUAGUUCUGAUUUGGUUUCAUUUGUUAUGACGGGUUGAGGGCCACUGCUAGCAAAAAAAAAUUUGAGUUUUCAAAAAUAAAAUUGUAAUAUUUUGAGAGAAAGUGAUAAUAUGACAUGUCAGGAAAAAGGUAAUGCUUCAAGAUGAAGUCAUAAUUUUAUGAGGUUGAUAUUACGACUGUUCUCUCAAAAUAUUCAAAUUUCAUUCCCGAAAUCUACUUUUUUUUUUUUUUCUUUAAACUAGUGGCAAUUUUGUAGCAUGGCCGUCACUGUAGUCCUCGCAUACCUGAACUCUGGGAUCUCUAUUUCAACCAAAAAGUGUCCAGAAGCCAUGGCACUCCUUUACUGACUGACCCAUCAUCAUUUUUGGGUGAACCUUAUACUGCUUGAAAGGGACACACGUUUUUAGUCCUCCUAUAAACAUGUAUAUUGAAAUGUCUUCUGCGUACGUUUUCUUGUUUCCAAAGCUAAUAUUUUUGGCAUUAUAUGGACUUGUAAGUUUUUCCUAUAACUGUUUUAUGACAAAGGUACUGCUACUAUUUUCGAUUCCGUAAUACUGCCACUCUGAUGCUAACAUCAAGCAUGGACUUUCUCUCAAACAGCUCACCAGUUAUUGUACCGAGACGGUAGUUUUCUGCAUUUUGUAUAGUUGAUUUGCUUCAAUGUGUAGAAAAGGUGUAUAAUUAUAUAUGAAUAUAUUUUUGCUAAAGGCUCAGUUUGCUUGACGUUGUACUAUGAGCUGCAGAGUUUAGCCUGCUAAUGUGUUGAAUCAAUUUCAGCCUCUCCAAGCUGGAAAGACUUGUACCCUUUGACUCUUGCAGAUGGAAACUGGAUGCAAUGGUGUAUUGUGAUGUAUGAUCACAUGUUUGGUAUGAAUGGGGGAUGUGGUGUAUGAUGAAAGCUGGAGAAAGAUACUGACACUGGUGUGAUGUCUACCCUCAGAUACUGUUUGUGUGCCUUAUGUUGAUCUUUACUGAUACAAUAAACUAUUUUACUCUUUUCUUUCACAACAUUGUAGGUCAUUUAGAAUUGAUUUUCGUGACUACGGGGCUGUAUGAAAAAACCUUACCGAUUACUGCCCCAGCAAUGGCAUUUAAUUUUAUUUAAGUCUUAAAUUGUCAAAACAUAAAUAA
Molecule: messenger RNA, 3135 nt
Organism: Xiphias gladius (swordfish)
Lineage: Eukaryota; Metazoa; Chordata; Actinopteri; Istiophoriformes; Xiphiidae
Product: ETS translocation variant 5-like
Exons: 13
Coding region: 227-1732 (501 amino acids)
Biological process (GO): regulation of transcription by RNA polymerase II; cell differentiation
Cellular component (GO): nucleus
Molecular function (GO): DNA-binding transcription factor activity, RNA polymerase II-specific; sequence-specific DNA binding
Source: RefSeq, a predicted model, not a curated record